Molecule: messenger RNA, 1835 nt
Organism: Nezara viridula (southern green stink bug)
Lineage: Eukaryota; Metazoa; Arthropoda; Insecta; Hemiptera; Pentatomidae
Source: the annotation of a GenBank genome assembly
CUCAGCGUCGCUGUUAUCAGCUUAUCGAACGCCCGAGCUCAGAUGUAGGGUAAGCAAGGGUCCCCUCGCACCAUAGAUUUUACUAUCUGUUCCUUUAAACAAAAUGUAGGCACGAAUCCUUCACAGUAUAAUAAUAUUAUAGAAGGUUUUAGAUUCACGCAUUUAAUAAUCAAUAGGUUACACAAAACGAGUGACUCAUGUUUUAUAACGAAUUAAAUUAUAAUGUCUCUGUCUUCGUUGAACCUGUCACUGCUCAAUCCCCCAUCUGCCUUAGAAUUACUCCUGGAAGAGAUAAACUUCCAGAGGACAAAAGAAAUGAGACAGUUGAUGAAAGAUGAUUCUGGAUUUGUUAUGCUACAGGGAUCAUCUUAUUGGACUGAUCUUUUUGUAAGACAUUUUCUAUUUCAAGCUGAUCAUUGUAUAGAUGGGGAUGAUAUGCUAUUUUUCGUUAGGAAAAAACAUGUCAAAGGAUCUUCGAAGUAUUUACCUAAGUUCGAGACAGAACUAGCUGUUUAUAGAAAGGAUAGUAAGCGGUUACCAAUCGGUGAUCCUGAAUUAGAUUGGGAAGAAACUGUUUAUUUAAAUCUUAUAAUUCAUCAAUUUGAGUAUAUUUUAACUCUAGCUAUUUGUACAAGGACUUCCCCGAAACAAUUACAGAUCCUUCGUCGAUAUUCACAGAAAGUAUACGCUUCACCUUCAAGGAGGCGGAUGGAUACGAAAGGAGAAGUAGAAGAGAUUACUUAUCCUUACAUAUGUUUCAUGGUUGAUAACUUCAAUGAGGUUAUGUCCGAAAUGCUAGUUCGGGACGGAGAACUAGUGUGCGUUGAGUUGAUGGCUUCAGAUAGAGAUGGAAAAAUGCAAGGAGUUCUAUUUUCUGGAUCUAUUCGUUAUGAUGCCCUCAAACAUGUAUAUGAUGCUAGGGCUAGCCUUAGCAGCAAAAUGGCUCAUCGAAUGACCUUUGGCUUACUCAAUAACUCAUCUCAAAGGGUUGAGUUUGUUACGAUGAAAGGUCCCCAAGGGAAAGGUCAUGCUGAAAUGGCAGUCACCAAACCUAAAGGUUGCGGAGCUGAGACGCCAACUUCCGAGCCUGGAAUCUGUGCAAUAGAUCUGUGGGAUGAAGAUUGGGAAGAUCCCGAAGACAUGUUCCUAUAUCGACAUAAAAGACGGCUGAGUGACCCUAGCGCCAAUCUGAGCGUAUUUGUGCGAGGGGGUUGGCAGAGGAAGCCGAGUAAUGAAGGAAAUCGUGCAAGAAGCGAAAACGAAGGCUUGGACAACAUUGCCCAGUCGGUAACCCACAUACAAGCUGGUGACCUGAGAGAUGACUCUUGCAUGCCUCUUAAUGAAACGUUGGCUAUUCUGAGAAAACUAAGGAGACAUGAUAUAAAUGUAAUAAAGCCGAGGUCUAAGACAGCUGCCGACGGAACAGUCAUUACGUACUGGUGUGAAUUACGCGAGUUGCGUAAGAAAUGCACUGAGCUAGAUGAUGGUGCUAUCAAUCCCCUAUGGACCAUGCGCGGGUUCACGCAAACUUUCCAUAUGUGGAAAGAAAACAAAAGAGCCCAGAGCAUACCUCUUAAUUCGUUUCUUACUUAUAUUACACUUCCAUGGUGGAGUAUUACUAAAGAUAUUUUAGAUACCCGAAUCGAACCAAUUCUUACAUUCUGAUACAUUAAUGAAUUUUUUUUAUUUUGAAUUUAUGAAUGUUUGUACCUGUUUUAUUGUGUCAAUUUUGUAUUUUUAAAAUUUAUAUGAGAAUUACUAUGUAAAUAUGAAAUGCGAAUAAGAAAUAAUGUAUUUUAUAUCUCAUUAAUUAUAUAUAUAUAUUUCUUCUUGCA